CCUCCAAGAUAUCCAUUGUCGUCAGUGUGUCCCUCGAUAUCAUCAUGCCUUCUGCGGCCGAUAAUUUCGAUCUGCCUCUUGCGAAGAGGCAGAAACGAGUAUCCCAGGUUAAGGCUGGAACACGUGGUUCCAAAAUCUUUGCUCCUUUCCGUACACUAGGAUUGGUGUCGCCAACACCCGUUCCCUUUACAUCGGUGCGCCUGGGUAAAUCGACCUUUCAAAUCACAACCUCCGUGGGACACUCGCUGCAGACUUAUGAUUUGCGCCGAGGCUUGAACCUCAUCUUUCUGAGUCGACCGCAAACACCGGAGAUCAUUACGGCAACAUGUGCGUGGCAGGAUAAGGUAUUCGCAGCUUGGGGCCAUCUCCGCUCGCAGGCCCCCGGAGGCAUCUGGGUUUUCAAGCGCGGCAAAAGAGUUGCAGUCCUUGAGAGUCCCGCAGACCUAAAGGGACCUAUCGAGCGCUUGGUGGUUUUUGGUUCAUGGGUGGUUGGUUGCUGGACCGGCGGCCUCGAGGUUUGGAAAACGAGCACAUACGAGCACUAUGCCAGUCUGCGCCCACAGGGUUCCUCUGGAGAGAAGAUCUACGCGGGGGUAAUGUGCAACAUGCCGACUUAUCUGAACAAGAUCUUCGUGGGCCGAUCGGACGGAGCGGUCGAUAUCUGGAAUCUCCGCAGUGGAAAGCUUCUUCACACAUUGCCUCCUUUGUCGGCAGAUGCUGGGCCAGUGACUGCGAUUCACCCAACUCCUGCUCUAUCCCUUGUUGCUAUUGCCUACAAGGGCGGUGCGUUGGCUAUUCAGAACGUUAGCUCAGGCCAGCUGAUUUUGUCUCUCAAAAACGCAUCAUCCCGUGGUCUGCCGGUAACAUCCAUCACUUUCCGCGGCGACGGAUUGGGUGCUGGUCACGAUGGUCGUAGCUCGGGUGUCAUGGCCACAGCGUCAAGUGGUAGCGGGGAUAUCACACUCUGGGACUUGAAUAAUGGAGGUCGCAUUGCAGGCAUUCUUCGUGGAGCCCAUCGAGUGUCAAGCGGCGAAAAGCCCAUGGGCGCUAACCGUGUUGAGUUCUUGGAUGGACAGCCAGUGCUCGUGUCAUCAGGUGAUGACAAUUCUUUGAAGACUUGGAUCUUUGACGAAACGCCAUUUUCGCCCAUUCCCAGACCUCUUCACAGAAGAAAUGGACACUCUGCUGCCGUCAGCGCUCUCGAUUUCCUGCCGACUUCUUCAGAUGGUUCCGAGUCUGGCGGCAAGUGGCUUCUUAGUGCAAGCAAGGAUUGCAGUCUCUGGGGGCUUAGUCUGCGCAAAGACAGCCAGCAUACCGAGAUCUCGCAGGGUAGCUUGGAGCGCAAGGCUAAGAAGGGAGGGCCAUCAAACAUCUCAAAUACAGAGGAUCUCAAGGCCCCCGAGGUUACAUGCAUUGCCUGCAGCCUUAACCGUGAUGGCGGAAUGGGAGUCACCACUUCUGGUCCAAUCUGGUCGAACCCCAAGGUUACAAACGCCGAUGCUUCCAAUGCAACCGGUUGGGAAAGCGUGGUCACUGGCCACCGAGGUGAUAAGUUUGCACGUACUUGGUUCUGGGGCAAGAAGAAGGCAGGUAGAUGGGCGUUUGCAACCAGUGAUGGAACAGAAGUCAAGAGCGUGACUGUUUCACAAUGUGGUACUUUCGCUGUCAUCGGAUCAGCUGGAGGUUCUAUUGACAUGUUCAACAUGCAGUCUGGUCUGCAUCGACAAAGUUUCCCGGCUCGCCCCCAAGCUGGCCGUGGCAUCAAAUCCAAUGUCCAGGCCUCGAUCGCUGCGGCUACUAAACACACUAAAGCCGUGACUGGCUUGAUGAUCGACAGCUUGAACCGUACCGUUGUCAGCUGUGGCCUGGAUGGCAAAGUCAAGUUUUGGGAUCUUCUCUCUGGAAAAUUCAUCGAUGAACUAGACUGGCACCCCAUGGCUGCCAUUACUGGACUUCGUUAUAACAAGGCUAGCGAACUAGUCGCCUUCAGCUGUGACGACCUCUCGAUCCGUGUGAUUGAUCUCGAGACCAGAAAGCUCGUUCGUGAGUUCUGGGGAUGCGUCGGUCAAGUCAACGAUUUCAUCUUCUCGAAUGAUGGACGAUGGAUUGUUGCUGCCUCCAUGGACUCAGUGGUACGCGUAUGGGAUAUGCCCACCGGACACCUGGUUGACAUUUUCCGCGUCUCAAGCACAUGUGUCGCUCUGGCCAUGUCACCAACCGGUGAAUUCCUCGCCACUGCACACGCUGGUAGCAUUGGCAUCAGUCUGUGGAGCAACCGCAGCCUUUUCAUGCCUGUGUCAACCAAAAACCUGGAUGAGAACGUUAUUGAGAACGUUGGCCUUCCGGCAACAUCAGGAGAAGGCGGUGCUGGUCUUAUUGAAGCUGCCUUUGUGGAUACUACCGAGCUAGAUGAGGAAGAUGGCCCAGUACUAGCGACGGAGCAACUACAACACGACAUGAUGACUCUGAGUCUUGUCCCAAAGAGCAGAUGGCAGUCAUUGAUUCACCUAGAUACUAUACGGGAACGUAAUCGUCCCAAGGAAGCCCCCAAGGCACCCGAGAAGGCACCUUUCUUCCUUCCUUCUCUCCUCGGUUCCAGUGGGCCCGAGGCCGCCAGCGAAAUCCCCGGCACCGAGGAUAUCGACGCGGCAUCAGUGGCCAAAAUUGCUGAAGCUGAAAGGAUGCGGAUUGCCAGGUUGCAAAAUGGCGGAACCGCCAGUGCUCCUCAAUCUAUUUUCACUCGAUCAUUGGCAUCCGGCCAUGAUUCCGGUGACUUCAGCUCAUUUAUCGACCAUCUCAAGACCUUAUCCCCGGCUAAAGCAGACCUCGAGAUUCGCUCACUGGAUCCUCGGGUACGUGAUGGACACUCUGAGUUGUCCGAUUUCGUUGUUGCCCUGACUGCUCGCUUGAAGUCAAAGAGAGACUUUGAGCUUGUUAAUGCUUGGAUGGCGGUCUUCUUGAAGAUCCACGCCGACACUGUGAGUCUCAGCUCUACUCAAGAUGAGCCUCAGUAUCGUCUGUUGCAAGAGGCUCUAGCAAUUUGGUCUGCUGAGCAACAGCGGGAGGGAAAGCGCCUGGCUGAGCUGGUGGGCUACUGUCGCGGAGUUGUUGGGUUCUUGCGAUCUGCUCGGCAUCUCCUUCCAUAUGCCGAAAGUGUUUUGUUAGAUGGGAGGGCAAUCGAUUCAGAACUUCCGCGCGUGCAGGCCGUUGUCAUUGACGGACCCAGUCUAGUAUACCAUGUAUACCGCCGACUCCUGGGCUGGAUGGACCCAAGCAGCGAUGUCCUUGACUACCAGCCAACCUGCGAUGAAAUCAGUCGUGGGGUCAUCAGCUUCCUUCUUCAAUUAACCAGAAUGGGGGUUAACAUAAUUGAAAAAUUACGGCAUCGAUUGGAAUUGGCCCGUCGGAAUCUCUCUCUGCCUGCGACGCCCAAAUGUCGCGAUGUCAUCCCGACUAAGCGAGGACAGGUCUGGUGCAGUCGAGGCUUGCCUCAGCGACGGAAGGGUCUUCCAGAGAACCCUUUCAUGGUAUCGGCGGUCUUUGAGGACUUGCAGACCCGAUGGACCAAGGAACGGAUCCAGAAAGAGGUUGACGAUGAUGUCAGCUGUCUUGUCGCCGAUACUGAUUACCCCUGGGCCGAUAUCACCGUCAUGGUACCAGGAGAAGCUGAUGUUGAGUGUGCUCGUGUGGCAAAACUUACCGGCUGUGCGGUGUUGACAGAUGAUUCGGAUCUCCUGCUUCACGAUCUUGGCGAGAAUGGCGCGGUCUUGUUUUUGGACUCGGUGCAAACGUCUUCAGGUGUCUGGAAUCCGGCCGACCCGGAUAUUCGGGGGCUGAGAAUCUGUCCUCAUUCGCUUUCCGGCCGAUUGGGCAUCCCAAGCGUUCAGUGGUUUGGUUAUGAAUUGCAAAAAAAUCAUCACCUGCGGUUUGCUGAACUUACUAGGAUAGCUAAGGAGAGCAGUGAGGCGACUGAGCUCUCCUCUGAAUACCUGGAGUUUCUUCAAGAGUAUCAACCCGAGGACACAGAUAAUGAGGUGAUACGUGGCGCAGGGCAGUCCACACAACCAAUGGAUCCGAGAGUAUCAGAGUUAUUUUGGCAGUAUGAACUUCCCGGUAUCUACAGUUCGGGCGAACAGCCACACGUCUAUCUCGGGAUUCUGAACGAAGACUCUUCCAGGCGAUGUGCCUGGGAACAAGGUCGAACCUAUAGGUCCCUUGGGUACUCAUUUUUCAACAUUUCCCGUCCUGCUGCCAACCAGUUUGCGGCUGUGCAUGAAUUUGUCCGCAGAGGUGGAAGGAUCGUGGCCGAGGAGAUCACUUUAAGCGGAACAAAGGCCGUAACCUCCGACCUGGAUCUCGUCCGGAGACGCCUUGCCCAUGCACAUGCUACCUUUGACGAAGGUCUCGCACCUGAGAGCUUCUGGUUUUUGUAUGCUCUUUCCGAUAUCUACCGUGAUGGAGCCGGCACAACUACAGUUCCGAGUGCGAAGGAAUUGGAGAGCUUUCUUACAAAGGGAUAUAUGGCGCAAAGUACCAAAUGGACGGACAUUCACCUUCUCGCCCAAAUCCAAGCUGCAUUAUACUCUCUGCGAAUACUGAAGCAGCUUUUCGAUAUCGCAGCUCCUAGUGAUGAUUUGGUUGAAUCCAGCUCACUACUUGCGGAUUUACCCCCACUACACAUAUUGAUGUCGCGACAGAAAAUGAUCGAGAGUUUUGCCAACACUCGUCAUGUCCGGCAUGCGGUUCGCCAAUUGAUAGAGACAUAUGGUUAA
Penicillium crustosum is the source of this 4772-nucleotide messenger RNA. Its product is annotated as rRNA-processing protein UTP21. The coding region runs from base 45 to 4772 and encodes 1575 amino acids. Gene Ontology annotation, molecular function: protein binding. The record is from RefSeq and is a predicted model, not a curated record. Gene Ontology annotation, biological process: rRNA processing. The transcript is spliced from 7 exons. Gene Ontology annotation, cellular component: small-subunit processome; Pwp2p-containing subcomplex of 90S preribosome. Lineage: Eukaryota; Fungi; Ascomycota; Eurotiomycetes; Eurotiales; Aspergillaceae.